AUGUCUCGUCGCAAGCCCGAUAUUGAGGCUACAGAACCUGCGUUCUCAUCAUCGGGAAGUAGCAAGUCUGACUUUGGUGCUACGCGGCACCACGAACAUACCGGACCUCGUCAGCACCGACAAGCUUCCGUUGCCGCAAAACUUCGGAACCCACUAGCAGGCCUUACUGAGGAGCAAGUCAUAGCCGAUGUUGACGCAUGGUGCGUUGAGAAGGGCCUGCAUGAGGACCAGGAGGCAUUUCGCAAGGGCGCACUCAUCGCUCGCGUAGGCCAACGAGACGAUGGCUUUGAAUACGUCAACCAGUUGUCAACAGAAGAGAAGGAUCUGCUACGGCAUGAGAUAAAUCAUCGAUGGUCACAACCGUUCAUGUUGUAUUUCCUAGUUGUGCUCUGCGCAGGCUCUGCUAUUGUGCAGGGUAUGGAUCAGACGGCCGUCAACGGUGCUCAGGAGUUCUACUUUGAGGAGUUUGGCAUCACAGAUGAUCAAGUCUGGCUUCAAGGUCUGCUUAACGGUGCCCCAUAUCUCUGCUCUUGCCUGAUCGGUUGCUGGUCGAAUGCACCGCUAAACAAGUACUUCGGACGUCGAGGCACUAUCUUCAUUUCAUGUAUCAUCUCUUUCAUCACCGGUAUUUGGAUGGCGGCUGCCGACAGCUGGCCAAAUCUCCUUGUUGCACGCUUCAUGCUCGGUUUUGCUGUCGGCGCAAAGUCGUCGACUACCCCCGUCUACGCAGCCGAGUCCGCACCCAAGACUAUCCGUGGGGCCCUCACCAUGAUGUGGCAGAUGUGGACGGCAUUCGGAAUCAUGCUGGGUUUCGUUGUCUCCGUCGCUUUCCAGAAAGUCACGAUCAUCGGAGGACCAACCUCUCCGUGGAGGUGGAUGUUGGCCUCUACCAGCAUUCCUCCCUUGAUUGUUUGCGUCCAAGUAUACUUCUGCCCGGAAUCACCGCGCUGGUACAUGGAGAAGGGCAAGUUCGACAAGGCUUUCCAAGCACUUUGCCGCCUACGCAAGCACAAGAUACAAGCUGCGCGUGAUAUGUACUACGCUUAUAAGCUUCUCGAGAUUGAAACUGCAGAGCGAGAGGGCAGGAAUGCUUGGAAGGAAUUCUUUCUUGUCCGCCGCAAUCGCCGGGCCGCACAGAGCGCUUUCUUCGUUAUGUUUAUGCAACAAUUCUGCGGAGUCAACGUCAUCGCCUACUACAGUACCUCCAUUUUCAAGGAAGCUGGCUUCUCGCAAUCUGAAGCUUUGCUCACAUCCAUGGGUACUGGCAUUACCAAUUUCUUGUUCGCUAUCCCGGCCAUCUAUACGAUUGACACUUUCGGUCGAAGGAACCUACUGCUCACAACCUUCCCACUCAUGGGUCUUUGCCUUCUUUGGUGCGGAUUGUCCUUCUACUUACCUGAGAAUCCCGAUGGCACGCCGAGUCAGGCACGCCUUGGUUCAAUCGCGGCAGCCAUCUACACCUUCAUGGCUGUGUACUCGCCUGGUGAAGGCCCUGUGCCCUUCACCUACUCGGCAGAAGCAUUCCCACUCCAUCUUCGCGAUGUCGGCAUGUCUUUCGCCACUGCAGUAUGCUGGGGCUUCAAUUUCAUUCUUUCUCUCACCUGGCCUGCCCUCCGCGACGCUUUCACACCGACUGGAGCCUUUUGCUGGUACGCAGCUUGGAACUUCUUCGGUUUCUUCUACGCCUACUUCCUCUUGCCUGAGACCAAAGCUCUCACGCUGGAAGAAUUAGACACUGUUUUCGACGUUGGCAACCGCCAAUUCUCAGCCUACUACACAAGGAAGUUACCAUGGUACAUGAAGAAACAUAUUUUGCGCCAGAACGUUGAGCCAAUGGAGCCGCUAUUCGACCUCCAUGAGACGGGCUCGCGCACAGAUUACAUAAGUGAGCCUGUUGGUGGCGGAGGUGGGGCUGGUGCGAUGGAAGGCACGAGGUUCGUGGAGAAGGGCGAGGUCACGAAGAUGUGA
Messenger RNA from Alternaria atra, 1968 nucleotides. RefSeq lists its product as uncharacterized. Gene Ontology annotation, biological process: transmembrane transport. Lineage: Eukaryota; Fungi; Ascomycota; Dothideomycetes; Pleosporales; Pleosporaceae. Gene Ontology annotation, molecular function: myo-inositol:proton symporter activity. Gene Ontology annotation, cellular component: membrane. Bases 1 to 1968 code for a protein of 655 amino acids. The transcript is spliced from 4 exons. The record is from RefSeq and is a predicted model, not a curated record.